Messenger RNA from Haliaeetus leucocephalus (bald eagle), 3444 nucleotides. It is a transcript of the gene ANKLE2, whose product is annotated as ankyrin repeat and LEM domain containing 2. The record is from RefSeq and is a predicted model, not a curated record. Gene Ontology annotation, biological process: negative regulation of phosphorylation. Gene Ontology annotation, cellular component: endoplasmic reticulum. Gene Ontology annotation, molecular function: protein phosphatase 2A binding. The coding region runs from base 8 to 2830 and encodes 940 amino acids. The transcript is spliced from 12 exons. NCBI's taxonomy places the organism in Eukaryota, Metazoa, Chordata, Aves, Accipitriformes, Accipitridae.
AAUAACAAUGGAUGCAAUAUUAUGCCGAUUGAAGCAGCUCACCCCUGAUGAACUUAGAGAAGAAAUUGUAAGAGCAGGACUGAAGUGUGGACCCAUUACCUCAACUACUAGGUUUAUUUUUGAAAAAAAAUUGGCUCAGGCGUUAUUGGAGCAGCAAGGGGCGUUGGAGGGAAAAGGAUCUGCUUUAUCAGAGGAAGCUGGUGGAAAUGUCCCAUCUGGUAGUAGCCCAGCAGAAGCACAAAAGGCUUUGAAAACUACGGCGGUGAAUUACAAUGGUCAUGGAAGUGUUUCGGAAGAGGUAGACUUUGGGUACUGUGUAGGUCUGAACCCUCCAGAAGAAGACGCUGUAAUGCACAUGAACUGUUCAGCUCCAGUCUGUGGAGCAGGAUGUGCUGGUUCACAAGUUAGUACUCAGACACCGUCCAGAGAUCCUCCACUAUUCUAUGGUGUUUGUCCAGUUUAUGAUGACAUAUUGGCAAGGAAUGAGAGAAUACAUGUUUAUGAAGAUAAAAAGGAAGCUCUCCAAGCUGUUAAGAUGAUUAAGGGUUCCCGUUUUAAAGCUUUUUCAAACAGAGAGGAUGCUGAGAAAUUUGCUAAAGGAAUCUGUGAUUAUUUCCCAUCUCCAAGCAAGUCCUCUUUAUGUUUGUCUCCAGUGAAAAUGGGAUCAUUUAACCGAGAUGGCUUAUGCUCCCCUGAGACCGAAACUGCUAAUAAAGAGAGAGCCAACAGUUAUAAAAGUCCACGUACUCAAGAUCUUACUGCUAAACUUCGGAAAGCGGUCGAGAAAGGAGAUACAGCAACAUUUUCAGAACUUAUUUGGAGUAACCCUCGCUAUCUGAUUGGAUCAGGAGACAAUCCAACAGUUGUACAGGAAGGGUGUAGGUACAAUGUCAUGCAUGUUGCUGCCAAGGAGAAUCAACCUGGUAUCUGCCAGUUAUUACUGGACACUUUGGAAAAUCCUGAAUUUAUGCGGCUUAUGUAUCCAGAUGAUAAUGAUACAAUGUUGAAGAAUCGCAUCCAAUAUAUCGUUGACCUUUACCUUAAUACACCAGAUAAAAUGGGAUUUGAUACUCCAUUGCAUUUUGCCUGCAAGUUUGGGAAUUUGGAGGUUGUUAAUGUGCUUACCUCACACCCAGCUAUUGUAAAAAAUCCAAGAAACAAAUAUGAUCAAACUCCAGCAGAAGUAGUUUGUGAAAGAAGCAAGAAUAAAUCUGCAGAAUUAAAAGAAAAACUAAGAGAGUACUUGAAAGGUCGAUACUAUGUACCACUCUUGAGAGCAGAAGACAAUUCCUCAGCUCCUGUAAUUGGUGCGCCGUGGUCACCCGAUCAGAUAGAUGAUAGCCGCCAAAGAACUUUAUCUAGAUACACUGGCAGCCCCAAAGAUCCAGUGUUGUCGAUAAGAGCUUUUGCAGGCCCCAUGAGCCCCUCAAAGGCUGAAGAAUUUCGCAGGCUUUGGAAGACUCCACCUCGAGAGAGGGCUGGCUUCUUUCACAAUGUCAGGAAAUCUGAUCUGGAGAGAGGUGUUGAAAGAGUUGGAAGGGAGUUAGCUCAUGAACUGGGGUUCCCGUGGGUUGAAUACUGGGAAUUUCUGGGCUGUUUUGUUGAUCUGUCUUCCCAGGAGGGGUUGCGAAAAUUAGAAGAGUACCUGAGUCAUCGGGAAAUGAGCGAAAAGGCUCAGCAAGAAACAGGGGAAAAUGAAACCUGCAAUAGAUACAAAACUCCACAUCCUUCUGGCAAAAGUAAAAAAUGCUGCAAUUCUAUUUCUGUUGGAGCGUUUUUGGAUGAGGAUGAUGAUGACAUGAGCUUAGAAGAAAUUAAAAACAGACAAAAUGCAGCACGGAAUAUCAGCCAACCUAUUGUGUCCAAAGAACCUAGCAUUGAUGCUAUUGGAGAUGCUGAGUGUGAUAUCUUGUCAAUGGAGCGUACAGUAAACAUUAUAGAAACAUCACGUCACCCCAGGCACUAUGAAAAGGCAGCUUCUUCCAGCAAAAAUGGAUUUUGUAAUCCUGUGUCCACUGAAAGGAUAAUUAGUGACAGAAAGCAUUUGCAUGAUGGAGAAGAAUGCCUUGUAUCGCCUGUUUCCAAUUUAAUGUCAGAAUUCGAAAGCCUGUCAUUCCAAGAGCAAGAGGUUGCAGGAGAAUCAAAUGAAAUCGCUGAGAAAACUGCAAAUGAGAGAAUUCUGGCUGAAGGAACAAGUCAGGUGAGAAUAUCCAAGGACCAUCUGGAUAAGACCUGCUGUGCAGUUUCACUGUCAGGUUCUUCUGAGCCACGUGUUACAGGUAAAUUUGGAGAGACCAAGUUAAGGACAGAACACAAAAUACCAUCAGAAAAGGAGAGACAGUCCAUGGAAUCUGGAAUUCAGACUAAUGAGGCACAACAACGUCAAGAACUUUCUUCCCAGAAAUUUCUUUUGAAGGCUUCACCCGCAAAUGACAAUUCUAAGAACUUAUUCCUGCUUGGGGAGCAGCCCUCGAAGCUGGAUAGUGAUGUCUUAGCAGCUAUAGAAGCAGUAGAGAUUGAUCCACAGAAAUACCCGAUUAUUAACAAAUGGAAACAUGCGGUGCAGUCAUACUCUUCAUCUGACAGGCAAAGUUGGCCGAGUCCAGGACUAAAGGCAAGAUUCAAGUCCCAAACCGUCGCUGCUGGCCUUCCAAAUGCUUCAGUGUAUUCCAAUUCAGGAAGAAAUAGUCCCAUAACAGGAAGUCCAGGAAAAUACGGCAAUGCCGCCUCGUUCUCUCCAGACCCUGGGAGUCCUGGGCGCUACAGUCCAGCUGGUGUCAACCACGCUCUGUUAAAACUGCGUUAUUUUUCAGAGCCUCCUGCCCGCUAAAAUAGGAUUCAUCUUCCUGGGACUUCAAAUAUAUUUUCAUUGUUAGAGUGGAGGAAGAAACUACAAUGUUACUGAAGUGACAUGAGGUUUGUAUUUGGCUAUUUGUUUUUCCUCAAUUGAGGACAAGUGUAUGUUAAAAGAAAUUGAAUAUAUGUCUUUAUGCCAUAUACGAGAUAGAUUACUGGUGAUAUGCAAGAAGUUAGUGACAGUCAGUGCGGUUGUCCAGUAGCUAUGAAUUAACCCUUGUUGCCAGUAAAGCAGGGAGCUGAACCUUUACUUAGAAAUGGUGGUAUUUUACUAUCACCAGUUGUCAUUAUUGUAAUGAACCUGUUUGCCCUCAACUGUGUUUCUUUUGCUUGGAUAGUCUGGAGGAAGCACAUCAUCAGUAAACAGAAGUCUUAUGAGAGGAAAUUGACGGCAAGAAGUAAAAUGUUCUUCUACUUGCAGGGGGAAUGCUCAAAGUGAAAAGCCUAAAACAAAGCCUGGGUAGUGACAGCUUUCCACUACUGAGUAUGAAUGUGAAACCCUGUGCAUAAACAGGAAGUAAGUGUUUAUAGCCAGCAGUUUGGUCUAGACAGUUGAAUAUACACACACACGCUCUAUAUAUAAUAUAU